AUGGAAGGCUUGAUCCCAUAUCUCCUCCACGCCAUCAAGAAGCAGAGGCCGCAACACACUUAUCGGUGCCUCUCCGACAGCUCCACCAGAAGCUACCACCUCCUGCACGGCGGAGAUAAGUCCAUUGAGGGCGGCUCCUCCCACCAUAGAACGCGAUCCGAAUUCCAGGAGCCAGCGGCGGCGGUGGCUUUGGACAACUUGUUCUAUACAAAAACCUGCUCCGGAGCUUCCAUGAUGUCUACUUCAGAAGCUAAUAACGGCAUGAGACACAGGGUUUUCGCUUCAACCACUAAUUACCAAUUAAGUUGA
Molecule: messenger RNA, 309 nt
Organism: Fraxinus pennsylvanica
Lineage: Eukaryota; Viridiplantae; Streptophyta; Magnoliopsida; Lamiales; Oleaceae
Source: the annotation of a GenBank genome assembly